Molecule: messenger RNA, 1467 nt
Organism: Arctia plantaginis
Lineage: Eukaryota; Metazoa; Arthropoda; Insecta; Lepidoptera; Erebidae
Source: the annotation of a GenBank genome assembly
AUGUCGCCAAAGUGUCCAGUGCCGCCGCUUCAAGAUAUCUCAUUGUCUCUAGUGGCGAGACAAUUGAUCUACGCCCUGUCUCAAGUUACUUCGGAAGAAGAUACGGCGCUACCUUUCAUGUUGGUCUCAUCAUAUUAUGAGGUCAUGGGCGCAACAAGUGACAUUUUCCAAGAUCUCGUCAACUUAAUACUCAGUUCCGAAUACUUAGAUCCGUCUAUUAGAUAUUAUACAAUGCGUUUGCUGCUCAAAGAAAACGUCAAAAGUUUAGCUACAGGGAUGUUCCCCGUUCCCUAUUAUAGAAAAGUCCUUGAGCUCAUUGCGGAACAAGGUCACCAUCUCACUUCUCUGAAUCUCAAAGGUGUAUGGGUUAAGGAUGAACAUCUUUCACUCAUGUAUCAAAUACUCAAAAAUACACCUAAUUUGACGUGUCUGAACAUCCCAUAUAUUGCUAACGACGAAGUGCUCAAAUAUAUUGGUAAAUAUAAUAAAGUGCUGAAGUUGUUAGACAUUUCUGGUGAAACUGACGUUACAGAGAUUGGUAUAGACGCCAUGUUAAAAGGAAAUCCUCAAUUGACACAAAAUCUGACUGUUGUUAAUAUAGGAAUGUAUGGCGAAGAAAACGUUGAUCACACGGAUGUAGCCUUAUUAAUACGGAGAUUACCAAACCUCACUAAUCUUGGCAGUUACUCGUUUGUUGGUAAAUCUAUUUAUCACAUUUACAACACAGACUGUCCGCCAGGCUUCAAAACAACCUUACAAUACAUGCACGAUGUGCAGACGAAUAUGAGGACGAUGAAAGCCAUUCUGGCUUUGUGUCCAAUGCUAGAAACAAUUUAUUUGGAAGAGCCUGACCAUGGAGUGUUACAGCAGAUCAAAGAAUUAAACAACAUCAAUAAAAUUAAGUUGAACAAAUUUCAAUGCCACGAACUCCAUCAGUUGUUGGAUAAAGUUGGUCACAAAAUUCUGACAUUGAUGCUAUCUGGGUCUUCUGGUUCAUUUAACUUUACCAGAAUAGCGGAAACAUGUAGAAAUCUGGAAACCAUUGAAUUCUUUCAAUUGCAAACAGCAACACAUGAAGAAGAGAUACCGUUAAACAAAUUAGAACACAUAGAAAUUAUAGGCGGUAAUUUGUCGACAUCAUGUCUUAAGUACCUUAUAACCAAUAGUCCAAAGUUAAAGAAAUUGAUAAUUGGUGAUGAAAUCAAACUUGAUGACAACGAUAUGUCACGCAUGCUUCAUCGAUACAAGUUCGAGAAUCUAGAAGGUAUUUGGUUUCCAAACGCUCCACGUCUGACCCUGGCCACAGUGGAACUUCUAAUGGAGUGUUGCCCAAAGUUACAAAGUCUAGGACAACUCAGCGGCUGGCGAUUCACUCCAGACGAAAUGAUGUUGAUGAGAGCAAUUAUUGCUAGUACAAAUACGGACUUGGUAUUAUCACCACUUGGUAUAUUCCAACAAGGAAACUAA